Messenger RNA from Peniophora sp. CBMAI 1063, 2202 nucleotides. The record is from the annotation of a GenBank genome assembly. NCBI's taxonomy places the organism in Eukaryota, Fungi, Basidiomycota, Agaricomycetes, Russulales, Peniophoraceae.
AUGCCUCCUCGCCGUUCGAAGUCCACCCCCAAGGCCGCAGCACCCGUUGCGCCACCGGCUCCGACCAAGCGCUCGUCUCGUGCUAGCACGAAGGUCGCCACGGAGUCUAAGAAGGUCUCUCCUAAGGUUAUCAAGGCAGAAGAGCCUGACGUCGACGCUGUCUUCCGCACGAAGAACGGCGGCAAAGGCUCCUUGAAGUAUGACGGCUCCACCAAGAGCCGUGUGCGUCCCUCCGACUUGAACAAACCGGAGGUGUCUCCCACACCGGCUGGGCCGGUCAAAGCGGGUCCGUCGAAAAAGAAGGUCGUUCCCGUGGAGGCAAAGAAGGUUGCCGGUCGCCGUCGUGUGUCCCCCCGUCCCAUCAGGCGCAAAGUACAGGUUCUCAUACCUCGCACCUCGCGUCGUCGCGGUCCCGUUCCGAAAGACUCCGAUUCGGAUAUCGAAGUUGUCGAGUACGGCACCCUCCAUAACGACGAAGGCUAUGCCAGCGCCGACCCCGUCGACGAAGACAGUGAGGACGCCGUGAUGGAGGAUGUCGUCGACGACGAGGACGGGGCGGAAGAGGCGGAGACUGGAGAUGAGGGUGAGGGUGAGGGUGAUCGUGACGAUCAGCGCGAUGGGCGUGGAGAAGACGAUGUCGAGGACAAAGAGGAGGAGGAGGAGGAGGAGGAGGAGGAGGAGGCGGAGGAGGAGGACGGCAUGGAGGUUGACGAGUCGUCAGACGACGAGGACGACAACGGUAACUUGAAGGGGUUUAUUGAUGACGCCGGGGAGGAAAGCGAGGACAGCGGUGAUGGCAUGGACGUCGAUGAGGAUGAGGGCGAGCAGCCGGACUCCAGCCCGCUCCCCACCAAGAUAUCCAAGCCGGGGAAGAAACGUGCCGCUGCGAACCUGUCCGACGUCGAGGACGUUGCGCCCACUAAGCGCCGUGUCAUCGUCCACAAGGACGGUAGCAAGACCAUCAAGGCUAUCGGGUACACGGCUAGGGUGGAUCUGAAGGUCCGCGGCGCUGCGCGCAAGGCCGCUGCACUGGAACAGCUGGCUGAACAAAGACGCGUCCCGCGCAAGGCAAGGGCGUCCGGCGUUGGGCCGGCCUUCAUUGCGACCGAGAAGAACACUGCCAAGGAGAAAUCCAAGGCGAAGCCUAAGGUCAACGUCGACGCAAACACGAAGGACAAGAAGGUGCUCAAGGACAGCCUUAUGUUCAGGAGCAAGGGCAAGAAGAAGGCGGAGGAGCCGAAGGAGCCGGAGGAGCCGGUACUCGUUGAUCCUCAGUUCGCUGGAUGCGAGGUGACCCACGUGGACAAGCAGAGCAGCUUAAUGUGGGGUCUGUACAACGGCGACCCUGUCCUGAAGGCGGCUGUCAUCGACACCACUCGCGAGCUUCAGCCCGCAAACCUCGACGUCAUCGAGAACGAGGACCAGUUCAUACCUUUGGACACCUCGCGGAUACAGUGCUUGGCAACCUCGAAGAACCUGUCGAAGGAGUACAUGGUCAUGGGCGCGCACGCCUCCCCGAAGGAUCUUGUCUUCAAGCCCGCGGGUACGGGCUGGGUUCUCUGCCCUAAAGGCGCGGCGUCCGGGGAGGCCGUCGACUUCGUGUUACUUGCCUUUGUUCUUUCGAGCAACAUCAUCGAGGGCCGCACGUACAAGACUGCUCAGGGCGGCACUCGCCUUCUCAAGGAGCUCGAGCUCUUGCUCAUCCAGCAGGACUGCGACCGGGCUCUCUCCGUCAUCUCGAUGGUGUGGGGUGGCAAGAUCUUGAACCUCGUCGUUACGGAGGAUGGUGCGAUAACGUUCUCGACAAAGCAUACAGCUGUCGAUGAAGAGGGCAACGCCGAGAAGAAGAAGACCGGGCUCGGCAACAACUUCCUGGCAAAGUCGUCCCGUGCUAUCCCUCCUGGCACUGUGCAUGCGGAUCUUGAGCGUCGGCCACAUGAGGGCACGGACACAAUUCCUGUCUUCAACUCGACGGAGAACUUCCUGAAGUCCAACGAGAAUGAGCGCAUGCUCACGGCGAAGGAGGUCUUAACCCAAACCCGCAAGCCUGACACCCGCUGGAAUCGCGAGAUCCCUCAGGGCUCGUUAGUUGCCGUCCACAGCACGGUUUCCUUGUACACGAGCAACAAGGGAGCGAAGGCUAAGUACAUAUCCUUCAACUUGCUCGGUGCCCAGAUCAUUGCGAUGCCCAAGGACGCGUAG